Molecule: messenger RNA, 1421 nt
Organism: Octopus sinensis (East Asian common octopus)
Lineage: Eukaryota; Metazoa; Mollusca; Cephalopoda; Octopoda; Octopodidae
Product: general transcription factor IIH subunit 2
Exons: 16
Coding region: 16-1359 (447 amino acids)
Biological process (GO): DNA-templated transcription; nucleotide-excision repair; regulation of transcription by RNA polymerase II
Cellular component (GO): transcription factor TFIIH holo complex; transcription factor TFIIH core complex
Molecular function (GO): zinc ion binding
Source: RefSeq, a predicted model, not a curated record
UAAUGCUAUUAGUCCAUGCUGGUUGUCGGCACGAGAAGUAAAGAUGCAUCCAGGACAAUAAUAACGAAGUUUUCAAGCCAGAUCUUUAGUCUGAAGGUGAUUUCUUCCUGGCACUCUCCUCUAAGUAGUGGGGAAAAAUUACACAACAUGGCUGAUGACGACGAGAACCUUUACCGUUGGGAAACGGCAUAUGAACGUACAUGGGAGGCUAUAAAAGAAGAUGAAGCAGGUUCACUACAAGCUAGUGUUGCUGAGAUUACUCAGAAAACGAAGCGUCGGCGCUUAUUGGAGCGUAUUAGUAAUGUUCGUCUUGGUAUGAUGCGUCAUUUGUUUCUGAUUAUUGAUAUGUCUGAAGCCAUGGUGGAUCCUGAUUUAAAACCAAACAGAUUAGCAGCUACUGUCAAACUUGCUGAAAAUUUCAUUGAAGAAUACUUUGAUCAAAACCCUAUUAGUCAGCUUGGUAUUAUUGUAACACGAAAGAAAAGAGCUGAAAAAGUUACUGAACUUGGUGGUAACCCAAGACGUCAUGUUGCAGCACUGGUCGCUGUUAGUAAAAAUCCAUGUCAAGGAGAACCUUCUCUACAGAACUCGAUUGAAAUGGCAGCACAAACACUAAAACAGAUGCCUAGUCAUGCCAGUAGAGAAAUUCUUAUCAUUUUUGGUAGUUUAACCACAUGUGAUCCUGGAGACAUUCUUAAUACAAUAAAAACAGUUAAAGAAAGUUCUAUCAGGUGUUCUGUGAUUGGAUUAUCAGCUGAAGUGAGAGUUUGCAGAAAGCUUACUGCAGAAACAAAAGGAGACUAUCGAAUUAUCUUGGAUGAAUCUCAUUUUAAGGACUUAUUAAAUGGACAUGUUAUACCUCCUCCUGCAUCAGGAAACACUGAAUCCUCUCUCAUCAGAAUGGGUUUCCCACAUCAUCAACAGUCUAUGGACAAAGAUAAAGAAGACAGACCGUCAAUGUGUAUGUGCCACCUUGAUGAUAAAGCAUCUCAAAACUUCAGUAGUGGUGGUUAUUUUUGUCCACAGUGCAGAAGUAAAUAUUGUGAACUUCCUGUUGAAUGCAAAGCUUGUGCUUUAACAUUAGUGUCAGCCCCUCAUUUGGCUCGUUCAUACCAUCACUUAUUUCCACUUGCUAAUUUUAAGGAAGUAGUAGCAACAGAAGCUGUCAGUGAUAAACCUCAAUUUUGCUAUGGUUGUCAGAUUUCUUUGAAAGAAAAAAAUAUAUAUAUUUGUACCAAAUGUGACCAGAACUUUUGUAUAGAUUGUGACUUGUUCGCUCAUGAAACCUUACACUGUUGUCCUGGCUGUUCCUCAUCACGUUCAACCCAACAGAUAGGAUUAAUGGAAUCUUUCACAUAAUCUAUUUCAUUGCAAACAUCCAUAUCAGUGAAUAAACUGUGAAAUCUAUUUUUAUAAUAGUC